CAAAAGCGAAUUGAAUCCGCCAUUUAAAUCUCAAGUUGAAAGUCGCGCGGUCCAUUGUUGUGUUUUUAGCGGUAAAUUUAGCUGCUUGCAUUGCAGAAACUCCGCAAAGAAGUGCCCACGGACACGCGACACAAGUGAAGAAUGUUUUAAGUGAACUACGUAUAACAACAGAUUGGAAAAGUCCAAAUUUUGCGGAAUAUAACGAGUGAGUUUCCGGAAAAUUUGGUUCUCAAUUGUGGACGUCUAGGAUCGAAGCAGGAGAAAUUUGGCGCAGAGGCAGGAGGGGUUCCCCCACGAGCGUGAAAUCUGCGAAGCCAGAUUAUUUGUUUAUUUACGUUUCGCGUUAUGUUAUUUCACCAACGUCCCAGCUUUUGGUCACAACAAUUAACUCGGAUUUGCUUCGAAUAAAAAGGACAUCGAGGAUUUGCCAACGACAACAGUUAAUAAUUUCACGUGAACAGCAUGUUUGGAGGCGCUAAGCAGACUUUCGGGACAACCUCGACGGGAACAGGUUUUGGAUUCAACAGCUCGGCCACGGCCAGUCCGUUCUCCACGACGUUUGGCAAACCAGCCACCACGGGGUUUGCACAGGCCCCAGCGUUCGGGCAACCGAACACCUCGCUGUUCGCUUCCACGCAGCCCACCACAGGCACCGGACUCUUUGGAUCCAGCACGACCCCCGCAUUUGGGGCCAACACCACCACCCAGCCUGCAUUCGGAGGUUUCUCCCAAACACCGCAAAAUGCCUCACUUUUUGGCACUGCACAGCAACAAAAUGCCGGAAGCACAUCAUUAUUCGGUCAAGGCUUCGGUUCGCAGCCUAAAACUACUGGGUUCGCUUUUCCGCAACAAUCAACGUCACUUUUUGGACAAGCAACCACUUCAAAUGCCGCUGCCCCUUCAUUUGGAGGAUUUGGCCAGACUGCAACCAGUGGCGGAAUGUUUGGUUCGACCCCAUCAGCAUUUGGCCAGACACAAAGCGCUAACGCAGGUACAUCGAUCGUAAAGUAUCAAGAAACCAUUGGAACGGACACACUAAUGAAAAAUGGCCAAGCGAACAAUGUAAGUACGAAGCAACAUUGCAUCACGGCCAUGAAGGAGUACGAGGGAAAAUCUUUAGAGGAACUUCGCAUGGAAGAUUAUUUAGCCAACCGGAAGGGACCACAACAAGGCGUUGGAUUGUUUGGACAAACACAGCCUGCAGCAGGUGGAUUAUUUGGGUCGUCAGCUCCACAGCAAACAACGGGCUUAUUCGGGCAACAAACGGAAAAUAAAGGAUUGUUCGGAACAAAUACAAUGGGAACAACUGGCGCGUUCGGACAGACUGCGGGCUUUGGCCCAACCAGCCAAGCAUCGACCGGAUUAUUUGCAAAACCAUUCUCUACCCCAGCAACAUCAAACACAGGAUUCUCAUUUGGCGGAACUGAUGCUAACAAAUCAUUUGGAGCUAAUCCAUUCGGCCAGACCGGAUCGACCAGUCUAUUCAACCGUCCAGCCACGACUUCAGCCUUUGGCCAAACCACAACCGGAUUUGGAACGUUUGGACAGGCAAAUGCCCAACAAACCAACCUAUUCGGUACAACUUCAACAGCUAGUCAACCAGCUUUCGGCCUUAGCUCAUCAACAGGAACUACUGCAUUUGCAGGUUUCGGAACAAAUACAAGCACAGCAGGUGGUGGACUUUUCGGAAACAAACCGGCAACUGGAUUCGGAACAACACCUGGUUUUGGAGCACCUACGUCGACAGCUAGUAGUGGGUUUGGCGGUUUCGGGACAGCGAAUCAAGGCUCACUGUUCAAUACAUCCCUGAAUAAGACAGCAACCCCUGCUUUUGGUGGAUUUGGAACGCAAACUUCAACGGGUCAACUUGGAACUGGUCUGAAUUUCGGCAGCGGAAAUCUAUUCAAUAGCAACGCCAACAAACCGGGCGGUUUGUUCGGCAACACAGGGCAGACUGGCUCGUUAUUGGGUGGCACUACGGGUCUCGGAACAACAAACGCGUUUGGUGGCUUCGGUGGUACUUCAUUAUUGGGAGGAACUAAUACCCUCGGUGGGACACAACAACCUCCUGCGUUACCUAUUCAUCAGCAAAUCAUGACGCUAGCAUCAUCCCCAUACGGCGAAAAUCCCCUUUUCAAAGAUCUGAAGAAAACAGGAGCUGAUGAGACAGAUGCUUUGAAACCGACCAAUCCUGCAGCUCAGAAGGCGAUUUUGGAAACAACAUCGAAUCGAUUCAAAGUGUCGCCGAAAACUAGUAACGGUGUCAAAGUAAAGCCAGUUGGAAAUGUCUUGACAAAGAAGUCGCUGUUUGAAGGUCUUGAGGAAUAUGACAGCACCGUGGAGCAGUGUUUCAACUUGAAACCGAAUGCUAAGCGCCUUAUCCUUAAGCCGAAGAGCAGCAACUCUUCAUUGAAUGGAUCGCUGACCGCAUCAGGCAACAAAACGGCCUCAAAUACCACCGGCAAUGCCUUUGGUAUUUCCAAAAUUAUAACCACUAACCGACCUGGAUCUGCUGAGGCAAGUCGCAGCGGUACACCGAAGGAAACUGUUGACAGCAACGAGCAGUUCAAUAACGAAAUUCCAACUUCAAUGCCACAAGCAGAAACGGACGGUAGUCGCCGUGAGUCCUGGCUGCAUCCCAAUGCUCUUGAUAAGGUCAAAGAGCGAAACAAGUUCUCUUCGGAUUCUGUCAUGAACAAUACAUUGUCCGAGUUAGUAUCAAGGAAAAGCGAUGCAGCUGGGACCAGUGAUUCCGCUGGACUAAAAAGUGCAGCUCUUAGUGAGGUGACCAACACUCAAGGCAGAUCAUAUACCACCGCCAGCUUCAUAAGUCAGACAUCCAACGACAGUUUGACUUCUUCGCAAUCGUAUCUAGAUGAGACAGCGGGUGAAGUGUCUUUGCUGAAUUUAGAACCUCAUCCAACAGGCAUAGUAUUGCGACGGAAAGGAUACUACACGAUCCCUUCUUUGGACGAACUGAAUUCUUAUCUAGCGGAGGAUGGAUCGUGUGUCGUUCCGAACUUCACAAUUGGGCGUCAGGGAUACGGCAACGUGUUCUUCAGUGACUCCUUUGACGUGGCCGGAAUAAAUCUGGAUGACAUUGUUCACUUCCGGCACAAGGAGGUCAUCAUUUAUCCAGAUGACGAAAACAAACCGCCGCUUGGAUCAGGGUUGAAUCGGAAGGCUCAAAUCACAUUAGAUCAGGUCUGGCCCCACGAUAAAACUCUUCAUGAACCAAUUAAAGAUCCAGAUCGUCUUGCCGCCAUGGAUUACGAGGGUAAAUUGCGCCGGAUCUGCGACAAGCACGAUACCCGAUUCAUUGAAUAUCGACCGGAAACUGGCAGUUGGGUUUUCAAAGUCGAGCACUUUUCGAAGUAUGGAGUGAGUGACAGUGAUGAGGAAGAUGCCGCCCCGACAGAUCCUAAAAAACAAAAGAUGGGUGUGAAAUUGGACCCCAAAAAGAAGCCGGACGGAACGGAGAAACAACCAGCCGAAAAGGCUGCUGCCCAACCACCCAAGGACAGAGGAGCAGCUGCGAUCGGCGCUAUGGAUUCUGCUGACAGCAACAGAAUGCUUCUGCAGAAAGGAGUCGGUGAUUUGUCGCCGCUUAUGGAUCAACAGUUCGCCCACCACGAUGAUUUCGGCGCCGAAGUAGGUCACCGUUUAGGAAGCGCACAGCAACACAUCACCGUUGCCACUGCGACAACUUUCACUGCUCCUGGUGCCAUUGCCAAAAUUCCAACUAGCCCCACAGCAGCUCUGGCCUUUGGUUCCGGCACUGACGCUCAUAAGCUUCAAUUGAUGAAAGCCUCGUUUUUCAAUGAAGACGAUUUUGACGGCAAAUCAGUGAUUUCGGAGAAUUUGGAAGGUCGUGAUAGCCCUGAUCAGAUUGUGCCAACGAACAAAGCCAUUUUUCGAAAUAUGUCGGCAUAUCCAUCGGCUCAUUCGCUCAGUAAGGAUGCGUUCAGCUUGUCCAGUUCGAGUGUGAUGGAUACACCAGUGGCUAGUCCAACGUUCCCGUCGAUGCGCAAAAUUGAAGAGACAACAAUCGUUGACGAACAAGAACAUGAAAAAGACAUCACCGCCCACGAAGCUACCCUCAAAUCGGCACCUCUAAUUAUUAAACCGAAAGUGGCGACCGUCAAAAUCGCUGAUAUUGCCAUCCCAUUUGAAGAGUCAAUUUCGUAUCAGCUACGCGGUAAAUGUGUGGCCGACUUGGCCUUGUAUAAUUGUCGACGCUUCAAAGUUGGAUUCGGGCCCCAGAAUAAUUUGAUCGUUCUAAACACGGCAAAUAAUGCAGCCGAUCUGCAAGAAGAGAACAGUCUCGACAAACUCGCAAAAUUCUUUAGCGGUCGAUUGAAAUUCGACCGUUCACCGCAAAUAUUACAAGCUCUGAAAAUAUCCACAACUUAUCCAAUCGAGUCUUUUGAGAAAUCUGUUCUGGACCAUCUUCGUGUUCAGUUGAAGCAUUCGCGACGCGAUGAAGUCAUAGGCAGUGAUUGUCCUCACAUUAUAUCUGGGGGCGGAACAGAGUUGCUCUUGGAUCAUUUCGAGCUUUCCAAAAAACUGGCACAUCUCGACUCUUUCGAAGAGUAUGCAGUGUCUGUCUGGUCACUGUGUCAAUCACUGUGGGGCGAUCGAGAGGAACUGGAAGGCCAAGAAGCAACAAGCCACUUGUCAGUAAUGGUUAGACGAAAUCUGUUCUCAAAUUGGCUGGAAGACACCGUUACUGAAAAGGAUAUCUUGAAUAAACCUGUUACGAAAACUGGGUAUUUGGAUCACUUGCUGAGUCUUUUAAUGUGCCAUAAAGUGGCGGAGGCUUGCGAGUUGGCAUUCACAAACGAUGAUGCCAAUUUGUCGAUGCUUUUGGCACAAAUUUCCGGAGGUCCUACUGUCAGGCAAUUGAUUCAACAUCAGUUGUCGCAAUGGCAAGACAUUGAAGCUGAUAAAUUCAUAAGUGUGGAAAGGUUGAAGAUGUUCAUGCUAAUAGCUGGGGUUUCAUUACUGUCUUCAGCGCACGGGCCCAUCAACGUUCUAGAGGAGAUCGACUGGUUGAAGGCUUUAGCGGUUCACCUGUGGUAUCUAAGCUCACCAACAUCGUCGAUAACAGACGCGCUACUGGCCUAUGAGUCUUCGUUCCAAGCACAGGAGUUCUAUGCAAUGCCACCAUCCCCAUCCUAUGUUGAAAAGUUCCAAACGAAAAGUUCAAGACCCAUCCACGACCUGCGCUAUCACAUCUUGAAAUUGUAUUCCAAACGAAGCCACCCUAUGGAGAGUCUGCUAAAUCCCGCCACUCAUACUCCUGAUUCCAUGGAUUUCAGAUUAAGCUGGCUCCUCCUGCAAACUUUUGAAACUCUCGGCUAUCAUCACUGUUCCGAGUUGGCCGAGACUCAAAUUAACGUAGCGUUCGCCAAUCAACUGGAAAAUCAUGAUAUGUGGCAUUGGGCCGUGUUCGUGUUGCUUCACAUAAAAGAUAAGAAUCGUCGCGAGGCAUGCAUCCAAGAAAUGCUUUAUCGGUACGUGGAGUUGUCACAAGACGAAAACUAUUUAGCACGAGAGAAAUUCAUUGUUAACGGUCUGGGAAUCCCGGAGAAAUGGAUAUUCUGGGCAAGAGCUGUGAAGGCUGGCGCUCAGAGGAAUUAUCACGAACAGGCCAAGUUCCUAUUGAAGGCGAAACAAUGGUCUCUGGCUCAUGAAGUCAUCAUGCAACAUAUAGCGCCUGAUGCGAUAAUCAAUGACAACGUCCCAUACCUACACGAUCUUUUACGACAAUUUGAAGAUCCCCGACAAGUGUCCAAUUGGUCGAAUCAAGGACAAAUCCUUUUGGAUUUCAUUGAGAUGAACGAAAAGUUCGAAAACCUGAAAACAGUCCACGAGGGCGACAUUGAAACCCGCUGGGAAAGUCUUCGCCCGCAAUUGGCUGAUCUAUGUUCGCGGAUCAAUCUCUUACCAUGUCCCACAUCCAAGCAUAGACUAUGCCAAAGUGAAAUCGCCCAGAAGCUUGCAUGUCUUGUGCGCGGUGUUCUGGUCACAACAACCGUUCAGAACCCGUGUCUUCUGAUCAAAAUCACUCUUGAGAAGCUUCCGCUCCCGCAGGAAUACGCUCAGCAGGAACUACGAGUCCUGCUCGACACCUACGUAGCGGAAAUGCUGAAAACAGCCGACGGCGAAGCAGAGGAAGCAAAGGGAUGAGAGUAUCCGAGCAAGCGUCGAAGGAAAACUAUUCAUAAACUAAUUUAAAAUUAAUUAAAGAUGGAUCUAGAUAAGAUAUUUUUUUAUGUUUUAAGACAUUGAAGAAAGGAAGUGUGCAAGCAGCAGCGGAAAAGUAGACCUAGUGAAAGUAAUGUUAAAGUGUGUGAUGGUGGGAGUGAAAGUGCCAUUUUCUCGUUGCGGUCAAACACGUUGCAUAUAUUCUAAAUCAUUGAGUUAUCAGCGUCUGGUUUCUUACGUAGAAAUUCGAGAACAGGGUGUAGAUAUUAUUUUCGGUUGAUUUAUUUCGUUCGUUUUGUUAUUUGUUUAUUGUUAGUCCAGCACAACUGGAAGUUCGGUGUAUGUAUUGUGAUUAUAACGGUGGACGCUUGUAAGAGAAAAUCGCAUUUUCUUUCCUAUAAUUUUUGUAAAAUAAUUGAUAUAUUUCAUAAAUCAAUAAAAGAUAAAUUGUUAAGAACAAA
This is a messenger RNA of Hermetia illucens (black soldier fly), 6671 nucleotides long. It is a transcript of the gene Nup98-96, whose product is annotated as nuclear pore complex protein Nup98-Nup96. The coding region runs from base 463 to 6192 and encodes 1909 amino acids. The record is from RefSeq and is a predicted model, not a curated record. NCBI's taxonomy places the organism in Eukaryota, Metazoa, Arthropoda, Insecta, Diptera, Stratiomyidae. Gene Ontology annotation, biological process: post-transcriptional tethering of RNA polymerase II gene DNA at nuclear periphery; RNA export from nucleus; protein import into nucleus. Gene Ontology annotation, cellular component: nuclear pore cytoplasmic filaments; nuclear pore. Gene Ontology annotation, molecular function: structural constituent of nuclear pore. The transcript is spliced from 15 exons.